GGGAGAAUGGCUGAUGGAAGAAAGGAGCCGGGCAGAACGGUUGGGAGAGAUAAAAGUCAAGGUGAAGGACGUCCUCUUCGUCGUGUUUGUGGACCCUGAGAAUUCUCGUACCCCGGGCGCCAUGUACAAUACGGUGUGGAGUAUGGACCGCGAUGACGCAGACUGGAGGGAGGUGAUGAUGCCCUAUUCGACAGAACUGAUAUUUUAUAUUGAAAUGGAUCCUCCAGCUCUUCCACCAAAGCCACCUAAGCCAAUGACUUCAGCAGUUACAAAUGGGAUGAAAGACAGUUGCGUUGCUCUUCAGGAUGCAGAAUGGUACUGGGGGGAUAUUUCCAGGGAGGAGGUAAAUGACAAAUUACGGGACAUGCCAGAUGGUACCUUCUUGGUUCGAGAUGCCUCAACAAAAAUGCAGGGAGAUUAUACUUUGACUUUGAGGAAAGGAGGCAAUAAUAAGUUAAUAAAGAUCUAUCAUCGGGAUGGUAAAUACGGCUUUUCUGAUCCUUUGACAUUUAAUUCUGUGGUGGAGCUCAUUAACCACUAUCAUCAUGAAUCUCUUGCUCAGUACAAUCCCAAACUUGACGUGAAGCUGAUGUACCCAGUGUCCAGAUAUCAACAGGAUCAGUUGGUAAAAGAAGAUAAUAUUGAUGCAGUAGGCAAAAAACUUCAAGAGUACCACUCUCAGUAUCAGGAAAAGAGUAAAGAAUAUGACAGGCUAUAUGAAGAAUAUACCAGAACAUCCCAGGAAAUACAAAUGAAGAGGACUGCCAUUGAAGCUUUUAAUGAAACAAUUAAAAUAUUUGAGGAGCAAUGUCACACACAAGAGCAAUAUAGCAAAGAAUAUAUUGAGCGGUUUCGCAGAGAAGGAAAUGAAAAGGAAAUUGAACGAAUUAUGAUGAAUUUUGACAAAUUGAAAUCACGUCUUGGUGAGAUUCAUGAUAGCAAAAUGCGUCUGGAACAGGAUUUGAAGAAACAAGCUUUGGACAACCGGGAAAUAGAUAAAAAAAUGAACAGUAUCAAACCUGACCUGAUCCAGCUGCGCAAGAUACGAGAUCAGCAUCUUGUGUGGCUUAAUCACAAAGGAGUGAGACAGAAGCGCCUCAAUACCUGGCUGGGAAUAAAAAAUGAGGAUGUUGAUGAGUCCUAUUAUAUCAAUGAGGAAGAGGAAAACCUGCCACAUUAUGAUGAGAAAACUUGGUUUGUUGAGGAUAUCAAUCGAGUACAAGCCGAGGACUUGCUCUGUGGGAAGCCUGAUGGUUCAUUCUUAAUUCGUGAGAGCAGCAAGAAAGGAUGCUAUGCUUGUUCUGUAGUUGCUGAUGGGGAGGUGAAGCACUGUGUGAUCUACAGUACGGCACGAGGAUAUGGCUUCGCAGAGCCCUACAACCUGUACAGCUCCCUGAAGGAGCUGGUGCUCCACUACCAGCAGACAUCCCUGGUCCAGCACAACGACUCCCUCAAUGUCAGGCUUGCCUACCCUGUCCAUGCACAGAUGCCUUCGCUCUGCAGAUAAAGAGGGAGUGGGAAGAGUUGGCUCUCCAGCAUUUUUUCUACCGUUUUUAUUAGACUAUGAUGAGGGCAUUCUUUCUACGUAGACUGCUUGUUUUGCACAAGAAGUGAUUCUGUGAAUGUGAAGUGGAGAGGCCGACCAGUAGCCGGCCGGGAUGGGGGAAUAAAUAAAGGGGCCUGGGGUUUCUGGGACUCAGCUGUACUGCUGCACUGAAAAAGUAAGCAGAUGUUGUUUUUGGAAAGUUUGUUUUGUUGGGGUUUUUGUUUUUGUUUACCAGGCACCCUCAGCAGAACACACUAGGCUCCAUGGAGGCAGGGGGUGGGAGUUACAUUUGGAAGCCUCUGAAGAGUCCAUAUUCUCUUUUGGUCUUCAGCUCUGAGAAUGUAACAGGGGCUUGGCUCUGUUGGGAAUUGUUUUGCUCCUAUAAUCUCUUCAUUCCAAAAGUAAACACUUUUUUUUUUCUUCUGUGGUAGAAUGGGAUUUGUUUUUUUUUUUUUUGGGGGGGGGGACAAAAAAAAAGACAACCAAAGGAAAAUAAGGAGGCUUGGGGUUUCAUGAAAGAAUCUAAGGCAAGAGGGUACAAAAAAACCCUUCAGUGGGUGGUUUUACUUACCAACAUAAUUUAGGCUUCAGCGUACUCUCUUCAGCAUCGUUUUAACCAGUAAAAUGAUGUUUGUUUCACAACGAGGGAGAAGGUGACAUGAGCAGCUGAAUGCACAUUUUUGUACCCAAACUUGAAAAUAAGAAAACUACAUGUGAGUUUUUUGCAAACAAAUUGGUCGAUGUAUUUCCUUUUGCCCUGCCUGUUUCUCAGACAUGAGGAAUAGCAUUGUUUUUGUGGGGAUAGUGAGAUUUGAAUCAUACAAUGAAGUUGGUGCUUUUGUGGUGUUUCCUUAGCCUAAAGAAUGAUGUUUGAAACUUUUGUAACUUGUUUGUAUGAGAAAAGAAAAGGUGCAAUCCAGUGCUUUUAGAUGGCUUGAUAUACCAAAUAAUGAUAGAACAACAUUGUUAUAUGUGCUUCCCCAAGUUUAAAGGGCCCUACAAAAACAUGAUAUAUGGUUUGCUUUUCCUUCAUCUCCCCACCCCCCUUUUUUUUUUUGCUGGAUAGUGUUAAGGGAGUCCUUAAGUGGCUAAGGAGGGAAUCAGAUUGUGGCCAGAGGCCUAAGAAAUCAGACUCAGGGCCCCUGGUGUCCAGGGUGAGGGUCAUACCACAUUAUAACAUGCUUCCAUACAGUGGUUUCUGAAGCUUUUGCAGGGAGAAAACAUGGCUUGGAGUUCAGACUGUUGAUAGAAAUCAUCUGGAAGCUUUUCUCUGCCUUUUUUUUUUUUUUUUUGAGCCUGCCAUUAAAGCAAUGUGCAGCCUGCCCUCAUGCUUCAGUGGCUGUGAUUUUAUGCCAGGAAUCUUCUGCCCCAUGUAGUUUAAACCUUCUAGCUGAGGCAAAUGAAGUGGAGGGAAGGCCAUCUACUCCUGCCUUCAUUAUGCUCCACAGUCAUCAGUCAACACUCAUUUGACAAAUAGUCCAGCUUGCCUCCAAGCCAAUCCUGGAACUAUAAUAGGCUGAGUGUGACUCAGCUGUUUGAGCCCAGAGAUGUGCAGUCAGGCAUCCUAGCUGAGCUAGAGGAGCAGCCAGUAUCUGGGUCUUGGUUCAUAAAGUUUAUAGCUAGGAAAACUAGUUUGGGGGAUAAAAGAAAAACAGUACUUUCCCUGAAUGCUUACUUCAGUGAAAGUGUCUAGAAUGGACCAUGAUGUAGACAUGGACAUAGAUUAAAUAAAAAAA
Messenger RNA from Dipodomys ordii (Ord's kangaroo rat), 3282 nucleotides. RefSeq names its product phosphoinositide-3-kinase, regulatory subunit 3 (gamma) (gene Pik3r3). Lineage: Eukaryota; Metazoa; Chordata; Mammalia; Rodentia; Heteromyidae. Gene Ontology annotation, cellular component: phosphatidylinositol 3-kinase complex. Gene Ontology annotation, biological process: phosphatidylinositol phosphate biosynthetic process; insulin receptor signaling pathway. The record is from RefSeq and is a predicted model, not a curated record. Gene Ontology annotation, molecular function: 1-phosphatidylinositol-3-kinase regulator activity. Bases 14 to 1507 code for a protein of 497 amino acids. The transcript is spliced from 11 exons.